Molecule: messenger RNA, 855 nt
Organism: Aspergillus versicolor CBS 583.65
Lineage: Eukaryota; Fungi; Ascomycota; Eurotiomycetes; Eurotiales; Aspergillaceae
Exons: 1
Coding region: 1-855 (284 amino acids)
Biological process (GO): nucleoside metabolic process
Molecular function (GO): catalytic activity
Source: RefSeq, a predicted model, not a curated record
AUGGCAGCAGCAAGGGCAAUGCUAGAUAGAAUCCACCCCACGUUUCCCAACGAGAAGGGUGACGAUAAUGUCUACAUCCUGGGCAGCAUCGGUGCGCACAAUAUUGUCAUUACCGGCCUUCGAGAGGGAACAUACGGCGCUACUGCCGCCACCGUGACAGCAUUCAAUAUGAGACACUCCUACCCCUCGGUCAAAGUUUGCUUUCUGUCAGGAAUCGCAGGCUGCGUCCCAGAUCCGCACGAUAUCAGACUCGGUGAUGUGAUUGUCGCUGAUCCUACGGCAAGCUACGGGGGCGUUUUGCAAUAUGAUCGCCAGCAAAGGAAUUGCCGUCCAUGCCAGACGCCGGAUAUCGUCCUAAGGACGCUGGCUUCGUUGAAGGCAAAGCACAGGCACCGUGGGAGCGAUAUCCCUAUAUACCAACAGGAAGCCAUGGAAAGACACAUGCACCUCCAUAAGCUAGUACAGUAUCCCGGUGGAAAUGCCGACCAGCUCUUCGCUACGGAAAGCAACCAUGUGCCAGGGCUACCUACAUACAAUAGAUCUGAUCUAUCCAGUGUGAGGAAACGACCUCGCAGGCCUGACAAUCGGCCUAGGGUUUUCUACGGUCUGGUUGCCUCCGGGGGUAUGCUUCUCAAAGAUGCAGCAGAGAGGGAUGCAUUCGCACGGAAGUCUGGGGCUAUCUGCUUUGAGAUGGAAGCUGCUGGGAUACUGGAUAUCCUCCCAUGUGUGGUGAUUCGCGGAGUAUGUGAUUACGCAGACUCUCAUAAGAAUGACCAUUGGCAGGGGUAUGCAGCUAUGGUUGCAGCUGCGUAUACAAAGGAAUUUCUGUCAGUUCUCCCCAGCCAUGGGGUGUAG